UCUGUGGUAGUAUUGCCCACGUCACAUCCGGUACACAGUUCCGCUUCUAUCAUGGAGCCUGCUACGCAGACUGGAGAUUUGGGGGCUGAUAAGCCAAAAGAGAUGACACUCGCUCAGAAAAAGGAAGAUAGAAUGCAGAGGUUCCGUGAACUGCAUUUGAAAAGGAACGAAGCUCGGAAGCUCAAUCACCAGGAGUUGGUGGAGGAAGACAAGAGACUGAAGUUGCCCUCCAACUGGGAGGCCAAGAAAGCUCGCAUGGAGUGGGAGCUACAGGAGGGAGAGAAGAAGAAGGACUGCGUGGCGCGUGGGGAGGACUACGACCGCGUGAAGCUGCUGGAGAUCAGCGCCGAGGACGCCGAGCGCUGGGAGAGGAAGAAGAAGAAGAAGAACCCCGACCCCGGCUUCUCCGGCUACGCCGAGGCACAGCUGCGGCAGUACCACCGGCUCACCAGGCAGAUCCGCCCGGACAUGGAGGAGUACGAGAGGCAGCGGGAGCGGUGCGGUGAGGAUUUCCACCCCACCUCCAACAGUCUGAUCCACGGCACCCACGUCCCCAGCAAGGAGGGCGUCGACCGCAUGGUGGAGGAUGUGGAGAAACAGAUCGAGAAGCGGGCGAAGUACAGCCGGCGGAGGGCCUACAACGACGACGCCGACAUCGACUACAUCAACGAGCGCAACGCCAAGUUCAACAAGAAGGCCGAGCGCUUCUACGGGAAGUACACGGCCGAGAUCAAGCAGAACCUGGAGAGGGGCACGGCCGUCUGAUUGGGCACCCGCCCCCUGCUGCCCCCCUCCCUCGGGGAAUUGCCCCCACCCCCCCCCUCAGAGAACUG
Molecule: messenger RNA, 833 nt
Organism: Anguilla anguilla (European eel)
Lineage: Eukaryota; Metazoa; Chordata; Actinopteri; Anguilliformes; Anguillidae
Gene: syf2
Product: SYF2 pre-mRNA-splicing factor
Exons: 7
Coding region: 52-765 (237 amino acids)
Cellular component (GO): post-mRNA release spliceosomal complex; Prp19 complex; catalytic step 2 spliceosome
Source: RefSeq, a predicted model, not a curated record